UUCUGUACUUCACUGACUAUGUGGCUUCUGCCAAGUUCUGCUGUAACUGGCUUCAUCUCUCAAGUCGGAUGUUUGACUGUUCUAUCCCAUGCAACCAGGAGGCAUGCCAGCUGGACACACUUUCCUUCCGGGCCCCUGGCAGACGGGAGCCGAGACCACAGCUAGAGAGACCCUGAGCCUGAAGGUUUGUGGCUCUGUCUCAGCUGUGUUGCUUAAGGAGGGCUUGCCCCAGCAAUGAUCUCCUCAUUGCUCCUGGCCUUCCUAUUCCUGGCUCUGGCCACAGUGACCACUCCCAGAGCUGACAGUCAGUGUCUGGCAUGUGGAAGGCCUGCCCUGGACCUGGAGAGUCAGCGGGAGCUGCUUCUUAACCUGGCCAAAAGAAGCAUCUUGGACAAGCUGCACCUCAGCCAGCGUCCAACACUGAAGCGACCUGUGUCCAGAGCUGCUCUGAGGACCGCACUGCAGUGUCUCCCUGGGCCCUCGCAGGGAGCGCUUCCAGAGGCUGACAGGGGACAGGAAUAUGAGAUCAUCAGCUUUGCUGAGACAGGCCUCUCCAGCAUCGACCAGACUCGUCUUGAUUUCCACUUCUCUAAUCAAACUGCUGGUGGCUUGGAGGUCCAGCAGGCCAGCCUCAUGUUCUUUGUGCAGCUCCCUCCCAAUACCACCUGGACUUUGAAGGUGAGGGUCCUUGAGCUAGGCCCACAUGACACCAACCUCACCUUGGCCACUCAGCACCUGCUGGAGGUAGAUGACAGUGGUUGGCACCAGUUCCUCCUGGGGUCUGAGGCUCAGGCUGCCUGCAGCCAGGGGCACCUGAUCCUGGAGCUGGUUCCUGAAGGCCAGUUAGCCCAGAGCUCAGUCAUCCUGGGCAGGGCUGCCCAUAGGCCUUUUGUGACAGCCCGGGUAAGAGUUGGGGGCAAGCACCGGGUUCGCCGGCGAGGCAUCGACUGCCAGGGGAGGUCCAGGAUGUGCUGUCGACAAGAGUUCUUUGUGGACUUCCGUGAGAUUGGCUGGCACGACUGGAUCAUCCAGCAUGAGGGCUACGCAAUGAACUUCUGCACAGGACAGUGCCCGCUGCACAUGGCAGGCAUGCCUGGUAUUGCUGCCUCUUUUCACACAGCGGUGCUCAAUCUCUUCAAGGCCAACUCAGCUGCAGGCACCACUGGAGGGGGCUCAUGCUGCGUGCCCACAGCCCGGCGCCCCCUGUCUCUGCUCUACUAUGACAAGUACAGCAACAUUGUCAAGACUGACAUACUUGACAUGGUGGUAGAGGCCUGUGGGUGCAGUUAGGCCACGUGUGGUCUGGGCAGUCCGAGGCAAGGUGAGCAAAACUGCCCUGACAGAGGUGCUCUUCCUUGAGAAGAGGGAGUGGCCCCAUCACUGCCUCUGUCCAGAAGAUGGACUCCUUCUUCCUGAGCAUCGUAUGGAAAUUAUCCCAACUAUGACUUGAGAAGAACUUCAUCUAAGAAGAGUCAUUGUCAUCUAAGGAGAGUCGCUGUACCACCUUCAUAACCACCAGCCUCUCUCCUAGGGCAUAGUCCAUCCAGCAAGCUCCACGUCCUCAACCACCACCCCAGGGACUCUGAUCCACCUCCAGCCAUGAGCAGUGCCAUCAGUUCCCAGGCAGAAGACACCGGUGACCCAUCUUUAAUCCAGCCCACAAUCCACUACACCUCCAUGCCCUUUCUACUCAAUGUCCCUCUCUCCUGGAUGAGCUUACCCAGCCCCUUCCCCUGAUUUUCUGAAUUUCCAGAGAGCCCCAUCCUGAGAUUUACCAAACAUGACAUCCUCUCUGUGUCUUAAGCCCUUUUCCUUCUAACUUGCCCAGUGGACUGCUAAGGCUCUCUUGGCACAGCCUCAUCCACUCUUGUCUUUCUCUGCCCUGCUCUGUGCCCUUUGGGGCUGACUUACCUGAGUUCCAUUGACCUUUGGCUUCCUGCCGAGUUUGACUAAGAGGAGACAGAAGCAGGAGAUCAAAGGAUAGGAGGAGACAGGUCAGGGUGUUUCUUAUUCCUGCUCCCUCUGCCCAGGUGCCGUGGUUCUGUGUGACUUUGGCUGUGGCCAUGUCCCUACAGUUCCUGUCUGACUGCCCACUAGGUCCUCAUAUCAGUGUUUUCAUGUUAUGGGCUUGUAAUGACUUUCCACUCUUGCUAGUCCCUGGGUGUUUCAACGUCCCUGGUUGGUUCCCUUAGCCCUGCCCAUACCUCUGUAAAGAAGUCCUCCAUUAAAUCUUCUUAGUGAUGCAAACUCAGACAGCUGAGUGGGUCUUUUGUCUCCUGCCAGGACCCUGAUUGACACCCCAGAUGACAUGGAGCCUGCCUGCCCUGCCCACUUUCUCUCCUCACAGUCUCCUUAGGGCUGAGCUAUUGUGUCCAUCCCGUACAUCAUGACUCUUCCUUCUCCACGCUGCCUCCUCUUCUUUCUUAGGCCUCCUCCUCCCUCCCAGAACCAUCUUUGCUGGUCUUACAGCUAAUAAAGGCCUGAGUUUUACCUGCUUAUCUCCUCCCUCUGUCCCCGCUCCAAGAGAUGAGACAGAUCACUGCUCAAUCAGCAAGUAGGCUGGCAACCUGUGGGCACAUACAUGGUGGGAGGCAGAGGCACGGCUCAAAGCUGGCCACCUUCCCUUCAAUGACCCGCAAGGCCCCAUCCAGGAGUCCUGCCUGGAAGAUGGAACUGGCCAAGGGCCACUUGAGCGAGACAGAGAGAAGAAAAGGUAGGCCUCGGGUGAGGAGAGGGUGGCAUUUGCCCUAAGACUAGGUACUCUCUAGACCUUUGCCCUCCUCCCCCACUAUCUCCUCCCUUUGGUUGGACAGCCCUGAACCAUGCGGUCGAUAAUGUCUGCAGCCCAAGGCCGAGUUUGCGCAAAACCCAUGUGUCCUUUGGGAAACGUGAUGUCUGUGUUUGCUCAGCAUAUAACCCCCUCCUAUCUGGGUCUGAGGUCCCUGGAAUAGGAACCCUAGAGGAGAAAGUCUGAAAGGGACCUACCCAGGGGACUGCAGAUCUGAGCUGUGGGGCUUCCUGAGCAAACGCAUGGAAGAUAUCCCGCCUUUGACGUGAGGAAAUCUUCAUCUAAGGAAGUCUUCUGAUGGCUCUCCUUCCCCCUACUCCACCCCUCUCCCACAUCUAACCUCCCUCCCAGCUUCAGUCCCCAGGGCCAAGACUAAGGUGAGGUGAAGCGAAGCACUUGCUUUGGGGGCAAAAUUUUAAGGGGACGCCAAAAAAUUCAUCAAUCAAGCUAAAUAUCUUAAUACAGUAUUUUUUAAAUCAAAAUUAAUGCAAAAAAACCCACGAUGAACAAAGUAGCAAAUUUUAAAAUAAAUUAAAUUGAAAAGGAA
Molecule: messenger RNA, 3335 nt
Organism: Vicugna pacos (alpaca)
Lineage: Eukaryota; Metazoa; Chordata; Mammalia; Artiodactyla; Camelidae
Gene: INHBC
Product: inhibin subunit beta C
Cellular component (GO): extracellular region
Molecular function (GO): cytokine activity; hormone activity; growth factor activity
Source: RefSeq, a predicted model, not a curated record